AUGGAUAGUGUUACUGACAAUGGUAGGCAGUUCACAGAUAGAAAAAUAGCCUCCUUCUUAUCCAAUCUGAAUAUAAAACACCACUUUUCCUCGGUCGAGCACCCACAAACUAAUGGGCUCACCGAAACAGCUAACAAGGUCAUUUUGCAGGCACUUAAGAAAAAGGUAAUGUUAGCAAAGGGAGAAUGGGCCGAGCUAGUACCUGAGAUACUUUGGGGAUACAAUACUACCCCGCAAAGAUCGACGAACGAAACACCUUUCAAAUUGAUUUUCGGAUCCGACGCCAUGAUCCCAGUGGAAAUAUCCCAAGGAUCUAUAAGGACAAACUACUUCGAGGAUGCCGCGAACAACCAAAUAAGACAGGUUGAGUUGGACACGUUAGAAGAAGUAAGGGACGAGGCAAGGAUCAGAAGCGAAACAAUGCAACAAAUAAUACGGAACAAAUACAACAAAAAGUUCAGACCACGGACAUUACAACAAAGAGACCUAGUCCUAAGAUGUCUAGAAGAUGUUCAGAAACCACCAGGACAGGGAAAGCUCGCUAUUAACUGGGAAGGCCCCUUCCGAAUUGCCAAAGUACAUGGCCGAGGAUUGUACUCGCUCCAAACGCUAGAAGGAGCCAACCUGCCAAACACAAGGAACAUUUUUUCAUUACGACUUUAUUGUACCUAG
Arachis stenosperma is the source of this 672-nucleotide messenger RNA. RefSeq lists its product as uncharacterized. Gene Ontology annotation, biological process: DNA integration. Gene Ontology annotation, molecular function: nucleic acid binding. The transcript has a single exon. The coding region runs from base 1 to 672 and encodes 223 amino acids. Lineage: Eukaryota; Viridiplantae; Streptophyta; Magnoliopsida; Fabales; Fabaceae. The record is from RefSeq and is a predicted model, not a curated record.